GCCUGCGAGCGGUCCGGGCCGCGGGUGGAGGCAGGAGGCGCACGGCGGAGGCCCUUGGCGAUGGUGGGCGUCCCUGGAGCGGCCGCCUUCCAGCUUGGUCCUGAGAAAAGAGUGCCAGCAAUGCCUGGAUCUCCUGUGGAAGUGAAGAUACAGUCAAGAUCCUCACCUCCCACCAUGCCACCCCUUCCACCAAUAAACCCCGGAGGGCCCAGGCCAGUGUCAUUUACUCCUACAGCAUUAAGCAAUGGUAUCAACCAUUCUCCUCCUACCCUGAAUGGUGCCCCAUCACCACCACAGAGAUUCAGCAAUGGUCCUGCCUCUUCCACAUCAUCUGCACUAACAAAUCAACAGUUACCAGCCACUUGUGGUGCUCGGCAGCUCAGCAAAUUGAAACGCUUCCUUACCACUCUGCAACAGUUUGGCAAUGACAUCUCACCUGAGAUUGGGGAGAAGGUGCGGACUCUUGUUCUAGCACUGGUGAACUCAACAGUAACAAUUGAAGAAUUCCAUUGCAAGCUCCAAGAGGCUACAAACUUUCCUCUUCGUCCUUUUGUGAUUCCAUUCCUCAAGGCCAAUCUGCCCCUGCUGCAGCGAGAACUGCUGCACUGCGCUCGAGCUGCCAAGCAGACCCCAUCCCAGUACCUGGCUCAGCACGAACACCUUCUGCUCAGCACAAGUAUUGCGUCGCCUGCUGAUUCUUCUGAGCUGCUCAUGGAAGUGCAUGGAAACGGAAAGAGGCCCAGUCCAGAAAGGAGGGAAGAGAACAGUUUUGAAAGAGAUACAAUUCCUCCCGAGCCUCCAGCCAAGAGAGUGUGCACCAUCAGCCCUGCUCCCCGGCACAGUCCUGCCCUCACAGUGCCCCUCCUGAAUCCUGGGGGCCAGUUCCAUCCUACUCCUCCACCUCUUCAACACUACACCUUAGAAGAUAUCGCAACUUCACAUCUGUAUCGUGAGCCCAACAAGAUGCUAGAACAUCGAGAAGUUCGUGAUAGACACCACAAUCUUAGUCUAAAUGGAGGCUAUCAAGAUGAGUUGGUAGACCACCGUUUGACAGAAAGGGAAUGGGCUGAUGAAUGGAAACAUCUUGAUCAUGCUCUGAAUUGCAUUAUGGAAAUGGUAGAGAAGACAAGGCGCUCCAUGGCAGUUCUGCGGCGCUGUCAGGAAUCUGAUCGUGAAGAACUGAACUACUGGAAAAGACGAUGUAAUGAAAACACAGAGAUGAGGAAGCCAGGGAGCGAGUUGGUCUCCAGGCAGCACAGUCCUGGGAGUGCCGAUUCUCUCAGCAAUGAUUCGCAGCGAGAAUUCAACAGUAGGCCAGGAACAGGAUAUGUACCUGUGGAGUUUUGGAAAAAAACUGAAGAAGCUGUGAAUAAGGUGAAAAUUCAGGCCAUGUCAGAAGUACAGAAAGCUGUUGCUGAGGCAGAACAAAAAGCCUUUGAAGUGAUUGCAACAGAGAGAGCUCGGAUGGAGCAAACGAUAGCGGACGUCAAACGGCAGGCUGCAGAGGAUGCCUUCCUCGUCAUAAAUGAACAAGAAGAGUCAACAGAGAACUGCUGGAACUGUGGCCGCAAAGCCAGUGAGACGUGCAGCGGCUGCAAUAUUGCGCGCUACUGCGGCUCCUUCUGCCAGCACAAGGACUGGGAGCGCCACCACCGCCUCUGUGGCCAGAGCCUGCACGGCCAGAGCCCCCACAGCCAGGGCCGGCCGCUGCUCCCGGCAGGGAGGGGCUCCUCAGCCAGGGCCGCCGACUGCAGCGUGCCCAGUCCAGCUCUGGACAAGACCUCGGCCACCACCUCACGCUCCUCGACGCCCGCCUCUGUGACAGCCAUCGACACCAACGGACUCUGAACCCAGACUCCCUUCCCUCUGAUGACCUCACAGCGCAGCAGGACGUGGCACCACGGGCCUGGCCGUGGGAACCAGUGCAAUGAGCUGUUGGGUCAUCAGCCAAAAGUGAAGUGGAGGCAGGAAGAGUGCAAGCCCGGCAAACACUGCUCCACGGCCUCUCCGGACACUGGCCCCAAUUUCCUGUCUGUGGCCUUCGGGGAGCUAGCGUGCCAUUCUCUCUGCACACAGGCAGCUGGCCAGAGUGGCUGCCUCCUUCCUGGGCUCCCGGGUUUGUUCCUGUCCCAGCUGAAACUGGCAUGGCCAGCCCCUUUUCCGUGUAGACCACCAGCUCCCC
This is a messenger RNA of Odobenus rosmarus divergens (Pacific walrus), 2182 nucleotides long. It is a transcript of the gene CBFA2T2, whose product is annotated as core-binding factor, runt domain, alpha subunit 2; translocated to, 2. Gene Ontology annotation, biological process: DNA-templated transcription; negative regulation of DNA-templated transcription. The transcript has 11 exons. The record is from RefSeq and is a predicted model, not a curated record. Lineage: Eukaryota; Metazoa; Chordata; Mammalia; Carnivora; Odobenidae. The coding region runs from base 61 to 1848 and encodes 595 amino acids. Gene Ontology annotation, cellular component: nucleus. Gene Ontology annotation, molecular function: transcription corepressor activity.